AUGACUGCCGCCUGGAAAGCCGCCGGUUUGACAGUCCCUCUCAGGGAUGCUCUCCGUGUGCAAUUGCUGAUCACCCACCUGAGAAACAGCUACAACCGAUACCUUGCCGUUGCUGCGCGCGCGGUUCGCCGAUCCCUCAAGGACGACGUUCGUCUUGCUGCUGAGCGCCGUGGACAAUCGGAUCUGAAAUAUGCCAAGUGGGAGACUGACGAGGACAUGGGGUCACAGGCCGGAAAGCAGGGCGAAGUCAAGCACAUUACCGAGUCCGCCGCCGAAACUGUUGCUGAGAAAUAA
Talaromyces atroroseus is the source of this 294-nucleotide messenger RNA. RefSeq lists its product as hypothetical. The transcript has 3 exons. Bases 1 to 294 code for a protein of 97 amino acids. Gene Ontology annotation, biological process: proton motive force-driven ATP synthesis. Gene Ontology annotation, molecular function: proton-transporting ATP synthase activity, rotational mechanism. The record is from RefSeq and is a predicted model, not a curated record. NCBI's taxonomy places the organism in Eukaryota, Fungi, Ascomycota, Eurotiomycetes, Eurotiales, Trichocomaceae.